Galdieria sulphuraria is the source of this 1025-nucleotide messenger RNA. Its product is annotated as Trp repressor binding protein. Lineage: Eukaryota; Rhodophyta; Bangiophyceae; Galdieriales; Galdieriaceae. The record is from RefSeq and is a predicted model, not a curated record. Gene Ontology annotation, molecular function: NAD(P)H dehydrogenase (quinone) activity; FMN binding. Bases 157 to 966 code for a protein of 269 amino acids. The transcript has 4 exons.
AUUUGAAAUAGUAGUUGUGUGUGAUCCAUUGGUGUGAACAGCAAAUGAUGAAAUGGAAAGAUAUUCGGAUACAAGAAUAUUCAAACUAAUGAGACACUGGGUUUGAAUCUCUCAUUGCCAAGUGGACCCGCCUUGAAAGUAAGAUAAUACGGACACAUGUCUUCCUUGUUAUCUUGUUUUGGUUGUUGUGGAGAUUCAGAAGAAAUAAAUACUCCUAGUGCAAACAGAAACGCUGAAAGAGAAGCAGCUGGAACAAAAAAUGAGCAACAGCAAAAGAAAGUUGCCUCCGCUACUGUUGAAAAAGAAGCCACCUUAGAGAAACAAAAGAAAGAAGCUGCUCCAGACCAAUCUCGCAGGUUUAAAGUUCUUAUCAUCUAUUAUACUACCUAUGGACACAUCAAGAAGUUGGCAGAUCUUGUGAAGGAAGGCCUGGAGAAGAGUGGCAAUUGUGAUAUAGAACUUUUCCAAGUUCCAGAGACUUUGCCUGAAGAAGUGCUGAAACUAUUAGGAGCUCCACCGAAACCUGAGGAUCCUAUUUUAACCUUUGAACAACACAACAAGCUAGCAGAAGCAGAUGGUAUUAUCUUUGGGUUUCCUACAAGGUUUGGGGCAAUUUGCGCUCAAAUGAAAGCAUUUUUCGACUCUUUAGGACAUUUAUGGCAAAAAGGUUCAUUGAACGGCAAGUUGGCUUCGUUUUUCUUUUCAACAGGCACUCAGGGUGGAGGACAAGAAACUACUGCGUGGACAGCUAUAAGUCAAUUGGCACAUCUGGGUUUGUUAUAUGUUCCCUCUGGAUAUACUUUUGGCUCAGAAAUGUUCUCUUUUGAAGAACCACAUGGAGGUUCACCCUAUGGACCUGGUACCUUUGCAGGAGCUGAUGGCAGUAGACAGCCUUCUCCUUAUGAGAUGCAAUACGCAGAACAUUUAGGAAAAUAUUUUGCAACGGUGAUUCGACGUUUUCAUUGAAACAGAGAAAAAAGGAUAGUGGAGAUAUUUGGAUGCUUUAUAAGUAAAAGUUUAUAACU